CCGCCGGGCAUGCCGCCCUACAACUUCCUGGCGGCGCUGGCCGCCAACUCGGCGCCGCAGUGCUUCCCCUUCCUGCCCAGGAUGCCGUCGGCGCACGCCCCGCACAACGCGCCGCCGCCGGGCCUGCCGCCGGGCCUCGGCCACGGACACCCGUACCCGCUGGCCGAGGACGUGGUGCUGGCCGCGGCCAUCGCCGCGCACUACCACGGCCACCACCCCGCCAUGGUGCCCCGGCCCAUGAGGCCCAUCCCCAUGGAGGACGACGGCGUCGUGGACGACCCCAAGGUCACCCUGGAGAGCAAGGACCUGUGGGACAAGUUCCACAAGCUGGGCACCGAGAUGGUCAUCACGAAGAGCGGCCGGCAAAUUUUCCCGCAAAUGAAGUUCAGGCUGACCGGCCUGGAUCCCAAGUCGAAAUACAUCCUGCUGCUGGACAUCGUGGCCAAGGAUGACUACCGCUACAAGUUCCACAACAGCCGGUGGCUGGUGGCGGGCAAGGCGGACCCGGAGAUGCCCAAACGCAUGUACAUCCACCCGGACUCGCCGUGCUCCGGGGAGACCUGGAUGCAGAAGCUCGUCAGCUUCCACAAGCUCAAGCUCACCAACAACAUCUCCGAUAAGCACGGAUUUGUAAGUACCGGGGUUACGAUCCUCAACUCGAUGCACAAGUACCAGCCGAGGUUCCACCUGGUGCGGGGCAGCGACGUGAGCGCGCUCGCCUACAAGCUGUUCAGGACGUACGUGUUCGAGGAGACGGCCUUCGUGGCGGUCACGGCGUACCAGAACGAGAAGAUCACCCAGCUCAAGAUCGACAACAACCCGUUCGCCAAGGGCUUCCGGGAUACAGGCGCCGGCAAGAGAGAGAAGAAUAGGCAGGCGAUGCUGGCGGCGCAGAGGCAGACGUCCUCCUCAGACGACCACAAGUCGUCGUCGACGCCGUCCCGGCCAGAGUCAUCGGCGUCCUCGCACCCCGGCAGCGGCGCCGCGCCGUACACGCCGUCGACGGGGUCCACGUCGUCGAGGCCCGGCGCCCUCGGCGCCAGCCCCCCGGCGCGGCACCACGAGUCCAGGUCGGGCCAGGACGACGACGAGAAGAUGAACGUGGACGUGGUGGGCUGCGGCGCGCCCGACAACCUCCUGGGGUACUCGUUCGCCCACAGGCCGUUCCCCGGGCAUCCCCACUCAGAGUCCGUCGUGGAGGAGGCCAUGCGCGUCCGGAUCGACCAGAUCGCCCUCGCGCAGAAGCACCACAUGUACGACAGCAAGCACGGCGAGGACGGCGACAGCGACCGCGACGGCAGCGAGUCGUCGGCCGAGUCGCACUGCGAGAGCGAGCCGGGCGAGCGCGCCACGGCGUUCCAGCCCAUUGCCCGGUCGCCGGACAAGCCCGGCGGCGAGGCGGGCGGCCUGGCGGGGCUGGACGCCAGCAACCCGACGCCCCGCAUGUCGAUGGGGCCUCCGAUCCAGCCGCCCCCGCACCUCUUCCCCUACCUGUACCCGCCCGGCCUGUACCAGGGCGCGGCCGCCGCCUUCCAGACGCCGUCGCCGCUGUCCCUGUUCCAGGGCGCGGGCGCGGGCCUCGGUGCCUCCGGCAUGAACCCCGGGCUGCUGUUCAACGCGCAGCUCGCCAUGGCGGCGCAGCACUUCGGCCACUACCCCCACCUCGGCCAGCCUGGAGGAGCGCUCCAGCACCAGCUCAAGGCGGCCGCCGCGCUGGCCAGCGGCAACCACCGGUUCUCGCCGUACCAGCUCCCCGUGCCGCCGCCCGUCACUAGUCCGUCGGGCAGCGCCCCGGGCUCCUUCCACGGCGGCGUCUCCGUCGGCGCCGAGUCCCCCACCGGCUCCGCGUUCGAGACCGUCACCCCCGGCUCGCACAACAGCAGCCUGAGUGCGUGCGGGUCGCCGCCAAGCAGGUCGCCGCCGCAGGUGUCGCCGUCGCUGCCCCCCAAGAGGCCCGCGUCGCGCGACCUCCCCGCACCGCCCCCCACCAGCAGGAGUAAGCAGUCACCACCCCCGCCGGCGGCCGGCGCCUCACCACCCCUUCCCCUCCAGGUGUCGUCGCCCAGCUCGACGUCGGCGACGUCCGCCUCGGUGGAGCUCAAGAGCAUCGAGAAGAUGCUGAACGGGCUCCAGCAGCAGCAACAGGAGUCGAGCAAGAGGAACGGGGAGCUCGCCGGCAACGCGGGCAGCCCCUUCGCGACCUAGUCCCGUGUAAAUGUUAUGUCAAUGUAUAAUGUGUAAAAAUAUUAAGUUUUUCUCAUAAUAAGACACACACAUCAAGCACAAAAAAAUGUUGUAGCUUAUGUAAUUUAUGAUAUUAUUUAUGAAUCUCAUGUAAAUAUUCUCUUGUCCGAGUCUACCUAAUUAUUAUUGUCCUUAUCGGAGAAAAGCGUGUCUUUUCCCUUAUGUUAGGGGAAAAGCCUCGCUGUUUUUUCUUUACUUGUAAAGAUUUGUCUGUUUGAUCUUAUUUGUUCAAGUAGAGUUUUCCAGUUACAAAAGUAAACUGUAUUGAAACGAUAUAGUCCUUUUACCUCUCAACUUAUUCUUCUUUCUGACUAAGUCGCGUAGCUGCAUAGUAAUUAGAAACUAAAAGCUCUCUCUGUAUGGUUGCGUCGCAUAGAGCUCAACAGGAUCUAUAUCGCUCAAUCGUUAGAGAAGUGACUUUCCCACCUGGCCUGAGUACAAAGUCUCAGAGACGGAGAGAGAAGGCCUCCCUGUGAAGUGAGUGACUUUGAGGUAGAAGAUGAUGUCAAGAGAGUUUUACUUGGACUCCUCCACUGGAGCCGGCUCGCCGCGGCCCUCUGCGGCGCCUAGGUGUCGUCCACACAUUACGUAACGCCAUUUUGUGUCUUUGUCGCUACUCAUGGACUGUCAGUGACUGCGACAGAGACAGAUAGCGUUACGUAAUUCGUAGACGACCCCUAACAGCACUGCCUGUGAUUCUCUUGCCGCCGCGGCCUGCUCCAGCAUGUGGAUGCUACUGUUACCUUUUUGCGGCUGUCCUUCAAGGAGGGCGCCUCCUUGUAGAAGGAAAAAAAAGACCUCAAAAAGACUAAGAAGUGAAUUUCAAGUUUUGAAAAAGAAAAAAAAGAACGCCCCUUUGGUCUUAGUACCUGGGGAAAUGAAUUUUUAUCGCUGUUAAUGUACGCACUAAACUGCUUUCUGUAUUUUACAUUACCUGUGGCGACGUGUGUGUGUUUGUGUGUGGAUUGAGAUGUUGCAUCAAUAUUUCGUCCCUCAUAUUGUUGAAGUUCGAGGCUCCAUAAGAGUGCGCUGCCCUCAAUAUGCCCUAAUUUAUUGAUUGUCAGAACGUUUUAUGGUUUCAAUGUACCGCACCUGACUGCUUGACAUUUGUAUAAGAUGCGCGCCUUUCUCAGGACUUAGUGAUAGGCCUCUGACGGUAUUUGGAACUUACAUUCAUUAUCUCAUGGCCGUGCUGUAUUUGUAAUAAUUUUAAUUGUAACUCCUGAGACAGUUAGUGUUUCAAUUUCAACUGAGAAACUUGUCAUUUUCUUGCUAGAGUGGCUCAAAGAGAACGCGUUAUUACUUGUAUCUUAUAAGAAAAAAGCAACCUAUUUUUUUUCUUUUUGAAAGCUUUAUUGUCUGAUGCUCCUUGGUCUUUUUUGGGUGUUUUUGUUCCCAAUUUCCUUCAGUUGUUUUGUUUGUUUCAUUUCAAAUUCUAAGCAAUAAUGGUUUUGAGAGAGUAAGGAGACAAUAUAUAUUUGAAAGUAUAUAUUAUAUAAAGAGAUGGACGUUGCGCCUCCGUGUCUGGUUGCUGCUGAAACAUCCGUGUCUCAUCUGUCGUGAAUGUAGAUGAUUUGUGCAAUAUGUCUGUGAUAGUAGAGUUCCCAUGUUAGUAAAAUAGAACAUUCAUAUCAAAACACUGAUUAAACCAAUUCUAAACAGUGAUUGUC
Messenger RNA from Thrips palmi, 3914 nucleotides. RefSeq names its product optomotor-blind protein-like. The record is from RefSeq and is a predicted model, not a curated record. Gene Ontology annotation, molecular function: DNA-binding transcription factor activity, RNA polymerase II-specific; RNA polymerase II cis-regulatory region sequence-specific DNA binding. Gene Ontology annotation, cellular component: nucleus. The coding region runs from base 10 to 2205 and encodes 731 amino acids. Lineage: Eukaryota; Metazoa; Arthropoda; Insecta; Thysanoptera; Thripidae. The transcript is spliced from 7 exons. Gene Ontology annotation, biological process: cell fate specification; regulation of transcription by RNA polymerase II; positive regulation of DNA-templated transcription.